GCAAACGGCAUGGCCUUUGUUUAUGUCUUUUCUUGCUAUGGUCUGUUCAAGGAAUCGCUGUGCUCCUGCGCGUUGCCCCGACAACAAAGGCUUCCAGCCUCCGGAAUUUACGAGACCAGCUCUUCAGAAGUUCCUCUUAAGAGCACCAUUUCGAGGUCUCUCCCUAUCAUCGAAAUGGAAUCGUCUUAAUUAGCGAUCGGUCUUUAGCUCUACAGUUGUGCGGCCUUUUGUCUGGACACGUCCUCGAUCUACUGUUGAAUCUCUGCCGUGGACCGGCAUACCAACACCGUUCUAUCCAUCAAACCCAAGCCGAACGCAAAACCUGUUUUUUGGAAGAUCAAAACUCAAUGGAGAAUUCAGCUCUAUUUUCCGAACCUAUCAAUCUUGCCGAAGACGACUCGCAUCUCCAUUUCCCCGAUGAGGCUCUCAUUCCGUCCAGCGCGAAGGACCACCUUGCGCAUCCGCUAGACGGCAUAUCCGGUUCUGUCUGUGGCGAUGACGAGCAUCUAUCUGGUCACCCAGAAUACACCUCAUCGGUGUCAUCGACCGACGAACUGGUGCAGGUGAAAUCUCGGACUUCUAGCCAAUCGUCCUUUUCCUCGAUGCCGGACUCUGUUGUGGUUCAUCGCUCAAAGGAUCAGGAGUUCGGAUGCCCCAUUGCGGGGAUCGAUGCUCGUGGUCAGGACGGUGCCGACAAUGAGAACAAGAUGGCGAAGGGGAAACAGAGACCCAGCGGAAUUGGGUACGGGACAUUAAGGUCGCUAUACAACGUCCGCGAGCGCGAAGUCGCAUUCAGACACCCUAGCUCCGUGCGGGAAAUGCAACUGCACACUGAAGACGAAGAUGCAGAUGACGAUGAGUACCUAACACCUCCUCGUCGGCGGAUACACGGCCGCUCGCCCGGCUCCACGCCGUUGAAAAGAUCCCCCUAUUACUCUCCCAGUGGAGCGUCUCCGAGCAGAAACAAGCCAGAGCCAGUCAAGAAAGAGUAUCCUCUCGUCCUGCUUCAUUGCAAUCUCCUCCCGCCCACUCUUUCGCUUUCAGCGACAAUAGGCGUUCCAGAUCAGAGGAUCCUCAAGGAAGUCCUCCCCCCGCAGUAUUGGAGGCGGUGGAAACUUCUUGAAGAAAAGGUCGGAUUCGGCGUCGUGCGUGAUCGUGGAGUUCUCAUUUCCCAUCCACAGGACAUGUAUGAUCUACUUGAGGAACGGCUGCUAGAGAGUCUCGAGCUCCAGCGACCUAGGCUUCAGGAUGGGCAUUUUCUGGGGCAAGAUGAGGGAGAUUCGGAGAAAGAGGACAUGGAGCAACUCGAAGGGGAGGAGAGCGCGACAGACGAUGAACAGGGUGAGGCGUGUCCCGAUUGCGGACGAAAAGUGGCCCGACAGGGAGGUGAAAGUGACUGUGGCAAGAGGAAGUGGGAGAUUAGAGUCUUCGCCGCCAAUGGUCUGAUGAGGGCCGGUGCCUGGGCGGCUGCGUGGAAGGAGAUGGAAAAGGUGGACGUCGAAGUCGGUCUUUGGCUCCCAUCGGAUGUGAGACGGGAAUUGGAGAGGAAAGCACUCGAAGAGGGACUGAUCUAUUACGAUGCACAGAGAGUCAUAUCCUCUCAAACGGUAACGGGAGAAACCCAGCCUCCUUCCCAACCGAUUCAUCUCUCUUCCGCCCAAGAAUGUCGAACACAGGAACAAAUCGAUGGCCUUGAUGAUUCGACCAAAUCCAUCCCGAUGAGCACUCUUGCAGACCCAGCACCGAACAAGUCUGUCGCGUCUCACAACCACAGAGCCGACGACAUCGAUCUCCAUGUAUUGCUGAAAAAUUACCUCCGGCUGCUUGCGAGCGAUGGGCGCAACAUCGCACUAGUCAUCCUCAGCAUCCUCGUGAUUGUGCUUGCAAUCGUAGCUCGUCCUAUGGGCGAAAACAUACAACCUUUGCUCAGAGAGAAUCUGCUGGAUCCGAGCCCGCGACCUAUCGUCCAUAUGCCGCAAACUGCUGCUCUGCACGUGGGCUCUUCGAACUCGCGGCCUCCGAUCGUGAGAUCCUUUCUACCAGCCGGAUCGGCUGCUCCCUCGUCAGGCUACGCUGGAUCCAGGGGAGAGUCGGCGCUUCCGGGAGGAGCGGAAUUGGCCGAAAUUAGAAACUAGAUCCAAAAGGACCGCCCAUGAUACAAAAGUAAAGACUUGAAACGCAUUUACGACCGAUACGAGGCAGAGAUGAUUUUUCUUCUUUCUCUUUUCUUUUACUUCUUUGCGUCUCUUUUUCUGAAAUGCAUCUUCUGUCUUAUUCCUUGUUAUUAUUAUUAGUUGAGAUGCCAAUUGUUAAUAUGUGAUGAUGUUCGGAGUUGCGUUUGUAUGGAUAUGGUUAUGACAGCGAUGAAUAUACAAUUUCCUAAUGCCUCUCAUUUUUAUUUAUCUUCUUCCCCUUUUCUUGUUCCUUGUUUCUGGUUCUGUGUCCCUCCCCUGGCUAUAUAUGGAGUUAUAUCUGAUUCAACAGGCCUGGUUUGACUUGAUUCAGUCCCAAGUAUGUCAGCAUUAAGCAUGCCGCAUAAUCUAUUAAAAUAAAAUGAACCAAUGCAUCGAUACGGUUUUUGCAAC
Molecule: messenger RNA, 2585 nt
Organism: Monascus purpureus
Lineage: Eukaryota; Fungi; Ascomycota; Eurotiomycetes; Eurotiales; Aspergillaceae
Source: the annotation of a GenBank genome assembly